This is a messenger RNA of Peromyscus leucopus (white-footed mouse), 2413 nucleotides long. It is a transcript of the gene Mapkap1, whose product is annotated as MAPK associated protein 1. Gene Ontology annotation, molecular function: phosphatidylinositol-4,5-bisphosphate binding. Gene Ontology annotation, cellular component: TORC2 complex; cytoplasm; plasma membrane. Gene Ontology annotation, biological process: TORC2 signaling. Bases 465 to 2033 code for a protein of 522 amino acids. The record is from RefSeq and is a predicted model, not a curated record. NCBI's taxonomy places the organism in Eukaryota, Metazoa, Chordata, Mammalia, Rodentia, Cricetidae. The transcript is spliced from 12 exons.
GUCGUGGCGCGGCUGGGGGUAACAGGGCUACUGUUGCCGGCCGGUGGCGGCGGGGAGCGGCGGGGUCAUGAGGGCGAGUCUGGGGCGCGGCAGCCGAGCGGGCCGGUAGACGCGUCGGUCCUCGAGGACUCCGUGGGCGCAGGGGUCGGUGCAGGGGCCGGGAGGCGUAGGGAAGCCGGGGCCUCCCGCAGGGACGUGUCCUGGGCGAGGCGGCCCGUAGUGUGGAAGCAGCUUCAGGUAAAGGUUGCCCCAGCCGCCGCCGCCCCCUCGCCCGCGGGACUCUGCGGCCCCUCAGCACCCUGCUGCCCAGCGGCUGCCCGCCGGGGCCGUGCUCGGUGGCCUGGGAGCAUCCGUUUCCUGGCCCUUCCCGAGCCUGACAGCUGGGUGUGUGACUUAGGUAGGUGAGCCCGUGAAACAGUAUGAAGAGGAGAAAAUAGCCUUAAGGAAAUUGGCCCACAGGAAGGAUGGCCUUCUUGGACAAUCCAACUAUUAUUCUUGCCCAUAUUCGACAGUCACACGUGACCAGUGAUGACACGGGGAUGUGUGAGAUGGUUCUCAUUGAUCAUGACGUUGACCUAGAGAAGACCCAUCCUCCUUCAGUGCCUGGAGACAGUGGGUCAGAAGUUCAGGGAAGCAGUGCUGAGACCCAGGGCUACGUGUAUGCCCAGUCUGUCGAUAUUACCUCAAGCUGGGAUUUUGGUAUUAGAAGACGCUCAAACACAGCUCAAAGAUUAGAACGACUCCGAAAAGAGAGACAAAACCAGAUCAAAUGCAAAAAUGUUCAGUGGAAAGAAAGAAACUCUAAGCAAUCAGCCCAGGAGUUAAAGUCACUGUUUGAAAAAAAAUCCCUCAAAGAGAAGCCUCCAAGUUCGGGCAAGCAGUCCAUAUUGUCUGUACGCCUGGAGCAGUGCCCUCUGCAGCUGAAUAACCCCUUUAAUGAGUAUUCCAAGUUUGAUGGCAAGGGCCAUGUGGGUACAACUGCAACUAAGAAGAUCGAUGUCUACCUCCCCCUGCAUUCAAGCCAGGACAGACUGCUGCCAAUGACCGUGGUGACAAUGGCCAGUGCCAGGGUGCAAGACCUCAUUGGGCUCAUCUGUUGGCAGUAUACAAGUGAAGGACGGGAGCCAAAACUCAAUGACAACGUCAGUGCUUACUGCCUGCAUAUUGCUGAGGAUGAUGGUGAGGUAGACACAGAUUUCCCGCCGCUGGAUUCCAAUGAGCCCAUUCAUAAGUUUGGCUUCAGUACUUUGGCCUUGGUUGAAAAGUAUUCAUCUCCUGGUCUGACAUCCAAAGAAUCACUCUUUGUUCGAAUAAAUGCUGCUCAUGGAUUCUCCCUUAUCCAGGUGGACAACACAAAGGUCACCAUGAAGGAGAUCCUGCUAAAGGCAGUGAAGCGAAGAAAAGGAUCCCAGAAAAUUUCAGGCCCUCAGUACCGCCUGGAGAAGCAGAGCGAGCCUAACAUCGCAGUGGACCUGGAGAGCACGCUGGAGAGCCAGAACGCCUGGGAGUUUUGCCUGGUCCGAGAGAACAGUUCAAGGGCAGACGGAGUUUUUGAGGAGGAUUCACAAAUUGACAUCGCUACAGUACAGGAUAUGCUUAGCAGCCACCAUUACAAGUCAUUCAAAGUCAGCAUGAUCCACAGACUGCGGUUCACAACUGACGUGCAGUUAGGUAUCUCUGGAGACAAAGUAGAGAUAGACCCUGUUACAAAUCAGAAAGCCAGCACUAAGUUUUGGAUUAAGCAGAAGCCCAUCUCAAUCGAUUCUGACCUGCUCUGUGCCUGUGACCUUGCCGAGGAAAAGAGCCCCAGUCACGCAGUAUUUAAGCUCACGUAUUUAAGCAGUCAUGACUAUAAGCACCUCUACUUCGAGUCUGAUGCAGCCACAGUCAGUGAAAUCGUGCUCAAGGUCAACUACAUCCUGGAGUCACGAGCGAGCACUGCCCGGGCUGACUAUUUUGCUCAAAAACAAAGAAAACUGAACAGACGUACAAGCUUCAGCUUCCAGAAGGAGAAGAAAUCAGGGCAGCAGUGACACUGGCCUCCAAUCUGUCGCCACAGCCCAGCUUGUCUGCAGGGCCAGGUGCCCAGAGUCCACCUUCAUCCUGCAGUGCCUGGGCUCCCAGGCAUAGGGCUGCUGGGCUCUAGGGGGAGGGGGAGAGGUAGGGGUGCCCUACUCUGGAGUCCAGGGACAUCGCCAAUGGACUGGAACCUGGCAGUGGCUUUCAGCUGCAAUGCCACAGAGCCAGACCACCUCCUGGAGGAGCCCCGCCGUGUGCACCGCCUGGCAGUGCCACCAGGAUGUAUAUAGCCAUGCCAGACAUCUCCUUGCAACUUGACCACAUUUCUUAAAGCAAACAAGGAACAAAAAUGUACAUUUCUUUUUUUCCUUUUAAUAAACAGGUGUACUCCUUA